Messenger RNA from Cutaneotrichosporon cavernicola, 7074 nucleotides. RefSeq lists its product as uncharacterized. Gene Ontology annotation, cellular component: catalytic step 2 spliceosome; U5 snRNP. The transcript is spliced from 9 exons. Gene Ontology annotation, biological process: spliceosomal tri-snRNP complex assembly; mRNA splicing, via spliceosome. Gene Ontology annotation, molecular function: metallopeptidase activity; protein binding; pre-mRNA intronic binding. The coding region runs from base 1 to 7074 and encodes 2357 amino acids. NCBI's taxonomy places the organism in Eukaryota, Fungi, Basidiomycota, Tremellomycetes, Trichosporonales, Trichosporonaceae. The record is from RefSeq and is a predicted model, not a curated record.
AUGUCAGCCCCUCCAGGAUUCGGCGGGCCGUCGGGCGGACAGCCGAACGGCGACUCGGGCAUGGAGGGCGACUUCUUCGGCACCCUCACACAGGCCGAGAUCGAGAAGAAGGCCAGGAAAUGGCGCCAGAGCCAGAAGCGUCGGUUCGAUAUGAAGCGCCGCGCAGGCGGCGGCGGCGGUAUCGACAUGGGCAAGUCGGACCUGCCACCUGAGCACAUUCGCAAGAUCAUCAAGGACCAUGGCGACAUGUCGAACCGCAAGUUCCGGAACGACAAGCGCGCACACCUCGGAGCGCUCAAGUAUGUGCCGCACGCGGUGAUGAAGCUGCUCGAGAACAUCCCGAACCCAUGGGAGCAGGUGCGCGAGGUUCCGGCAUUGUACCACAUCUCGGGAGCGAUUACAUUCGUCAACGACAUUCCCCGCGUGAUUGAGCCGGUGUACCACGCGCAGUGGGCGUCGAUGUGGCUGGCGAUGAGGCGAGAGAAGCGCGACCGUCGGCACUUUAAGCGCAUGCGCUUCCCACCGUUCGACGACGAGGAGCCACCGAUGGACUAUGGAGACAACGUGUUGGACGUGGACCCACUCGAGGCAAUCCAGCUCGAGCUCGAUGACGAGGACGACGCCGAGAUUAUCGACUGGUUCUACGACCCCCAGCCCCUCGAGGAUACGGAUCAGGUCAACGGGCCGAGCUACCGUACCUUCCAGAUCACGCUGCCGCAGAUGGCCAACCUGUUCCGCAUCGGUCGCCAGCUGCUCAGCGACUACACAGACCGCAACGCCUUCUAUCUCUUCGACAAGAAGAGCUUCUUCACCGCCAAGGCGCUCAAUAUUGCGCUUCCUGGUGGACCCAAGUUUGAGCCCCUGUUCCGCGACACGGACCCAUACGACGAGGACUGGAACGAGUUCAACGACAUAAACAAGGUCAUCAUCCGUGGCCUCAUCCGCUCCGAGUACAAGGUGGCGUACCCGCACUUGUAUAACUCGCUCCCGCGCUCGGUGCACAUUGACCUGUACCAUGAGCCAAAGAAUGUGUAUAUCAAGACGGACGACCCAGACCUGCCCGCGUUCUACUUUGACCCCUUGAUCAACCCGAUCUCGCAGCGUGUGGUUGCAGACGCGCACAGCCAGUUGGUGACGCACGAGGACGACGUGUUUGGAUUCGGGAACGAUGAGGAUGAGGACGACGCGUUUGAGAUGCCCGAGGAGCUCGAACCGUUCUUCGACUCGAGGCCGCUCGAGAACGAGUACACGGCCGACGCGAUCGCGUUGUAUUGGGCACCUUACCCUUACAACCAGCGGAGUGGCCGGAUGCGCCGCGCUCAGGACGUGCCGAUGGUCAAGAACAUGUACCUCGAGCACUGUCCGCCCGACCAGGCUGUCAAGGUGCGCGUGUCGUACCAGAAGCUGCUCAAGAUGUACGUUCUCAACGAGCUGCACAAGAAGCCGCCAAAGGCCAUGGCCAAGCGCAACCUGUUCAAGUCGCUCAAGAACACCAAGUUCUUCCAGUCGACGCGGAUCGACUGGGUUGAGGCAGGUCUGCAGGUCGUGCGCCAGGGCUACAACAUGCUCAACCUCCUCAUCCACCGCAAGAACCUCAACUACCUCCACCUCGACUACAACCUCAACCUGAAGCCGAUCAAGACGCUCACGACCAAGGAGCGUAAGCGCUCGCGUUUCGGAAACGCAUUCCACCUCAUCCGCGAGAUCCUGCGCUUGACCAAGCUUAUUGUCGACGCGCACGUCCAGUUCCGCCUGGGCAACGUCGACGCGUUCCAGCUUGCAGACGGUCUGCAAUACAUGUUCGCUCACGUCGGUCAGCUCACCGGCAUGUACCGCUACAAGUACAAGCUCAUGCGUCAAAUCCGUAUGUGCAAGGACCUCAAGCACCUGAUCUAUUCUCGCUUCAACACCGGUCCAGUUGGCAAGGGUCCCGGUGUCGGCUUCUGGCAGCCUGGCUGGCGUGUGUGGCUGUUCUUCAUGCGCGGCAUCGUGCCGCUACUCGAGCGCUGGCUCGGUAACCUUCUGGCGCGCCAGUUCGAAGGACGCAACUCGAAGGGAACUGCCAAGACUGUGACGAAGCAGCGUGUCGAGUCACACUUCGACCUCGAGCUCCGUGCGGCUGUGAUGCACGACAUUCUCGACAUGAUGCCCGAGGGCAUCAAGCAGAACAAGGCGCGCACGAUUCUUCAACAUCUUUCGGAAGCCUGGCGUUGCUGGAAGGCCAACAUUCCCUGGAAGGUGCCCGGUAUGCCCGCGCCUAUCGAGAACAUCAUCCUGCGUUACAUCAAGUCCAAGGCGGACUGGUGGACGUCGGUGGCCCACUACAACCGCGAGCGUAUCCGUCGCGGUGCGACGGUCGACAAGGCCGUCGUGCGCAAGAACCUCGGCCGUCUAACGCGCCUGUACCUCAAGGCCGAGCAGGAGCGCCAGAACUCGUACUUGAAGGACGGACCCUACAUUUCGUCCGAGGAGGCCGUAGCCAUCUACACGUCGACUGUACACUGGCUCGAGAGCCGCAAGUUUGCGCCCAUCCCCUUCCCGCCUUUAUCGUACAAGCACGACACCAAGCUGCUGGUCCUCGCACUUGAGAAGCUCAAGGAGGCGUACAGUGUGCACGGCCGUUUGAACCAGUCGCAGCGCGAGGAGCUCGCGCUCGUCGAGCAGGCGUACGACAAUCCGCACGAAUGUCUGUCGCGUAUCAAGCGCCUGCUGCUCACGCAGCGUGCGUUCAAGGAGGCCGGUAUUGAGUUCUUUGACACGUACGAAAAGCUCAUCCCGUGCUACGACAUUGAGCCCGUCGAGAAGAUUACCGACGCCUACCUCGACCAGUUCCUCUGGUACGAGGCGGACAAGCGCCACCUGUUCCCUGCCUGGAUCAAGCCCGCCGACACCGAGCCCCCUCCCUUGCUUGUGUACAAGUGGUGCCAGGGAAUCAACAACCUGACGGACAUCUGGGACACAAACGACGGCGAAUGUGUGGUCAUGAUGGAGAGCGUCCUAUCGCGCAUGUGGGAGAAGGUCGACUUGACCCUCUUAAACCGUCUCCUCCGCCUAGUCAUGGACCACAACUUGGCCGAUUACAUCACGGCACGCAACAACUUGACGUUGACGUUCAAGGACAUGUCGCACAUAAACGGGUACGGUAUGAUCCGCGGAUUGCAGUUCUCGUCGUUCGUCUCGCAGUACUACGGUCUCGUGUUGGACCUCCUCAUCCUCGGCCUGCAGCGUGCGUCCGAGAUGGCCGGCCCGCCCUCCGCCCCCAACUCGUUCCUGCAGUACCGCGACACGGCGAGCGAGACGCGCCACCCGAUCCGCUUCUACAGCCGCUACGUUGACCGUAUCCACAUUCUCUUCCGCUUCACCGCCGAAGAGUCGCGUGACCUCAUCCAGCGCUUCCUCUCGGCCAACCCAGACCCGAACAACGAGAACGUCAUCGGAUACAACAACAAGCGGUGCUGGCCUCGCGAUUGCCGCAUGCGUCUCAACAAGCACGAUGUCAACCUCGGCCGCGCCGUGUUCUGGAACGUCAAGAACUCGCUCCCGCGCUCGCUCACCACCAUCGAGUGGGAGGACACCAUGUGUAGUGUGUACUCGAGGGAGAACCCGCAGCUCCUCUUCUCGAUGUGCGGCUUCGAGGUGCGUAUCCUCCCCCGCGUGCGGACCGAGAACGGCGAGCAGUACACGCUCAAGGACGGAGUGUGGAACCUCGUGCAGGAGAGCACCAAGGAGCGCACGGCGCAGGCCUUCCUGCGCGUCUCGGACCCUGGCAUCGCCGAGUUCAACAACCGCAUCCGCCAGAUUCUCAUGUCAUCGGGUUCCGCGACAUUCGCCAAGAUCAUCAACAAGUGGAACACGGCCCUCAUCGGCCUGAUGACCUACUACCGUGAGGCGGUGGUCACCACGCCCGAGCUGCUCGACUCGCUCGUCAAGGCCGAGAACAAGGUCCAGACUCGUGUCAAGGUCGGCCUCAACUCGAAGAUGCCGUCUCGUUUCCCGCCGGCUGUCUUCUACUCUCCCAAAGAGCUGGGUGGUCUGGGCAUGCUGAGUAUGGGUUUCGUGCUCAUCCCGACGUCUGACCUUCGUUGGUCCAAGCAGACGGACGGCGGCGGCAUCUCCCACUUCCGCUCGGGCAUGACGCACGAGGAGGACGCCCUCAUCCCCAACCUCUACCGCUACAUCCAGCCGUGGGAGGCCGAGUUCCUCGACUCGGCCCGCGUGUGGUCCGAGUACGCGAUGAAGCGCAAAGAGGCAACCGCCGCGAACCGGCGCCUGACGCUCGAGGACCUGGAGGACUCGUGGGACCGUGGUAUCCCCCGUAUCAACACGCUGUUCCAGAAGGACAGGCACACGCUCGCGUACGACAAGGGUUGGCGUGUGCGCGUCGCCUUCCAGCAGUACCACCGUCUCCGCGCCAACCCGUUCUACUGGACCAACCAGCGCCACGACGGCAAGCUGUGGCAGCUCAACUCGUACCGUGUCGACAUUAUUGCGGCACUCGGCGGUGUCGAGGGUAUCUUGGAGCACUCGGCGUUCAAGGCGACUGGUUUCCCGAGCUGGGAAGGUCUGUUCUGGGAGCGUUCUAGUGGUUUCGAAGAGUCGAUGAAAUUCAAGAAGCUCACGAACGCGCAACGUUCGGGUUUGAACCAAAUUCCUAACCGUCGCUUUACACUCUGGUGGUCCCCGACGAUCAAUCGCGCCAACGUCUACAUCGGUUUCCAGGUCCAGCUCGACCUCACGGGCGUGUUUAUGCACGGCAAGAUCCCGACACUCAAGAUUUCGCUCAUCCAGAUCUUCCGUGCCCACUUGUGGCAGAAGAUCCACGAGUCCCUCUGCAUGGACAUCUGCCAGGUCCUUGACCAGGAGAUGGAAGCCCUCGGCAUCGAGUCCGUCCAGAAGGAGCAGAUCCACCCGCGCAAGUCUUACAAGAUGAACUCUUCGGCGUCGGAUAUUCUCCUGUUCGCCUCGCACAAGUUCCUCAUCACGCGGCCGUCGCUCCUCAACGACAACCGCGACACUAUGGACGGUACAACGUCGAACAAGUUCUGGAUCGACAUCCAGCUGCGCUGGGGUGACUUUGACUCGCACGACAUUGAGCGCUACGCGCGUGCAAAGUACCUCGACUACUCGAGCGACUCGCAGUCGAUCUACCCGUCGCCGACCGGUACCCUCAUCGCAGUCGACCUAGCGUACAACAUCUACUCGGGCUACGGCUGCUGGUUCCCUGGAUUCAAGCCGCUCAUGCAGCAGGCCAUGGCCAAGAUCAUGAAGGCCAACCCGGCGCUGUACGUCUUGCGCGAGCGUAUCCGCAAGUCGCUCCAGCUCUACUCGUCCGAGCCGACUGAGCCGUACCUCAACUCGUCCAACUACUCGGAGCUGUUCUCGAACCAGGUCAUCUGGUUCGUCGACGACACCAACGUGUACCGUGUUACCAUCCACAAGACGUUUGAGGGCAACUUGACGACCAAGCCGAUCAACGGUGCCAUCUUCAUCUUCAACCCGCGUACUGGUCAGCUGUUCCUCAAGAUCAUCCACACGUCCGUGUGGGCGGGCCAGAAGCGUCUUGGUCAGCUCGCCAAGUGGAAGACUGCCGAGGAGGUUGCGGCACUGAUUCGUUCGCUUCCCGUCGAGGAGCAGCCCAAGCAGGUCAUCGUCACCCGCAAGGGUAUGCUGGACCCGCUAGAGGUCCACCUGUUGGACUUCCCUAACAUUGUCAUCAAGGGUUCCGAGCUGCAGCUCCCCUUCCAGGCGACGCUCAAGAUGGAGAAGUUUGGAGACCUCAUUCUGCGCGCAACGCAGCCCCAGCUUGUGCUCUUCAACCUGUACGACGACUGGCUCAAGAGCAUUUCGAGCUACACGGCGUUCUCACGUCUCAUUCUCAUCCUCCGUGCGCUCCACGUCAACAACGAAAAGUCCAAGAUUAUCCUGCGCCCCGACCGCAACACGAUCACCGAGUCGUACCACGUCUGGCCGACGCUUUCGGACGAGGAGUGGAUGAAGGUCGAAGUUGCACUCAAGGACGUCAUUCUCACCGACUUUGGCAAGCGCAACAGUGUCAACAUUGCGUCGCUCACAGCGUCCGAAAUCCGCGACAUCAUCCUCGGUAUGGAGAUCCAGGCGCCGUCGAUCCAGCGUCAGCAGAUGGCCGAUAUCGAAAAGUCGACCGAGGCGACGGCAGCCGUAACCGCUGUCCAGCACCAGACGACCAACAUCCACGGCGACCUGAUCCAGACGGUCACGUCGACGCAGUACGAGGUUGCGUCGUUUGCGUCCAAGUCGGACUGGCGCGUGCGUGCCAUCUCUGCGACCAACCUGCCGUUGCGCACAAACCACCUCUACGUCGGCAACGACGAGGUCAAGGACGACGCGGGUGCGCUCACGUUCGUCAUGCCCAAGAACAUCCUGCGCACGUUUGUCGUCUCUGCCGACUUGCGCACGCAGGUCGCUGGCUUCCUGUACGGUGUCUCGCCGCCCGACAACAGCCAGGUUAAGGAGAUCAAGGCCAUCGCGUGGGUACCUCAGCGCGGCACAGCGACCUCGAUCGAGUUACCUCACGAGCUGCCGCAGCACGACUUCCUUCUCAAGGGCCUCGAGCCACUUGGCUGGAUCAAGACGCAGAACCAGGAGCUCAACCACCUCGCGCCCCAGGACGUGACGACGCAGGCCAAGAUCAUGGCGGCCAACCCCGACUGGGCGCCGACGAGCGUGUGCGUCACGGCUGCGUUCACGCCCGGUUCGGUCUCGCUCAACGCGUGGGAACUCACCGUUGCAGGCUUUGAAUGGGGCCGCAAAAACGAGGACCAGAGCGGCCAGUUCCCAGGCUGGAACGCGAGCAUGGCUUCCCGCGUCCAGCUCCUUCUCACCGACCGUAUUCUUGGCAUGACGCUCGUGCCCGAAGGCGGGGCUUGGAACUACGGCGUCGGGCUGACCCAGUCCUGGACCGACAAGAUCCACUACAACAUGACGCUCGACCGGCCGCAGCCGUUCUGGGCGCCUGUGCACCGUCCUGCGGCGUUCCUCACAUUCACACAGAUGGAGGGCGACGACAGCGCCGACGUCGAGAACGCGCUCGAGUAG